AUGAAUUUUAAUGAAAAUCAUGGAAGAAAAAUUACUGAAAAAAUUCCAGAUGUUGAUGGAACACCUACUAUUAUAAAAUUUAAAUUUACUGAUAAAAUUACUGGAAAAACUUUUACUUUUCAUAAUCUUGCAACAGGAUAUAUUCCAAAAUUUCUAAACAACCAAAUUGAUAAAAGAAGACAAAAAAAACCUAACAAGUUAAUUCGUAAUAAAUUAAUUAAAUGGUAUAUAGAUGAAUGCGUUGAAGAGGCUCAAAUUAAAAAAAUAUUUUCAACAUCUACUUCAACAGAUGCUGCUUAUGCUAUUGUUUGGUACAAUUGUGUAAAAAAAUUUCCUUUUAAUAACAUUGAGAAUGAUCAAAAAUUUUAUCACAUGUACAGUAUAUCAAAACCAGAUUAUUUUUUAUCAGAACAAGCAUCUAGUUUAGUAUCUUGUUGUAGUAAUGUUACUUUUGAAAGCAAUUUAACGUCCACAAAAUUGUCUAAGUUUACAAAUGAAAUUAUUAAAGAAUGCCAAAUAUGGAUUGGGUCUGCCGAGAGACUAGCUAUUAUUGAAAGCAAAAAAGGUAUUUACACUUCAUUUAUCAAAGAAUGGUCAAAUAAAGUUAAUGCUUGUAGGAGUGAUGUAUCCAUGGAGAAAAAAAAGUUUUGUUUAAUUAAAACUUCAAGCUACACUAGAAAAUUAAUAAGAGACUUUGUAGAAAAAAGAAAGUGUUUAAUAUUUGAGUGGAAUGCAAUUUUAAAUACUGCAAAAAAUCAAUUUCAAACAGCAUCCGAAAUUAAAAUAUUGAUUUUUGAAACUAUUGUUAAAUUCAAAAAAGCUUUAGAAGAGGAACUUUAUUGUUCAAUAGAUAAUGUAAAUAGUCGACUUGCUGAAAUUGGGUUAGAACAUGAAAUGACACGCAUUGUCUAUCAUACAAUAAUAAAAUAUCUUGAAAAUUUACGAAGUAGUGAUGGAAUUAUAUAUGUCGAAUGUUUAGUAAACAAUAACCAACUUUAUCUUCAAAACGAUAAAAUAAAAGAAGAUUUAAAAGCCCCAAUAAAGGAAUUAUGUUAUUUGAAUCACGUUAAAAUAUCAAUUGAAGAUAUUGAUGAGUGGGAAUUUUUGUGUGAAAAUAUUGUUGAUAUUUAUGCAGAUGUUGAAAAAAUAUUACAUUCUUCUUCAUUAAAUGACUAUUCAGAAUUAGUUUUAUAUGAUAAUUCUGAUAAAGAAAUUGAAAGUGAUAGAAAGAUAGAAGCUUAUGUUUAUUAUUCCAAGCUAAAACAAAAAUUAUGUUUUAAUGAACGAUUUGUAAAAUCGGGACCUUUUUAUAUAAAUAUGGAAAAAGUUGUCUCCAUGAUUCAGGAAAAAAUUGAUAGUAAGUUAAAACUAUACUAUGAUGAAAUGAUUAACGAUUUUCGCAAUAAUUCAAUGAAUUUUUAUGAGAAAAUUUUUUCAAUUUAUAAAUGUCUUUCAUUAAGAAGCGUCAAACCAGAGAUUAUGUUAAAAAAUAGAUAUGAAGUUAAGAAAAUGCGUUGUGGUGUAAUUAAUGAUACAAUUUCCCAAUUAUCUAGAUUAAUUGAAAAUAUGCAUAAUAUUUUAGAACUGCUUGGUUUUGAUGGUUUUGAAGAAGUUAGAAUGAUUGAAAUUAUAUCCUUGUAUCUCCAAUUAGAAGGAAAGUUUCGUGAACAUGAAAUGUUCAUUCAACGAAGAAUUAAUAUAUUUCAUCAAUUUGUUAAAAAUCAACAAUUAAUAAUUAAAAACAAUGCUUACACUAUAGUAGAAAAACUAAAAAUUUUUAAUACAUUUUCAGUUCCAGGAGAAGUAGAAGAAUAUAUUAAAAACUUAAAAGAAUUGCGGCCAGUCUUAGAAAAAUUGUUAGAUAAUAUAAAAACUUUAAACAUUUAUGAAAAAGCAGUAGAUUUUACGGAGAGUAAAUUUUAUCAAUGUGAGGCAUUAAAUGAACAUAUGAAUAAUCUUGAAAAACUUUAUAAACUAACAAUCGAUUUUCAAGAAUAUCAAAAUGAUUAUCAUAGUCGUUUAAGAUAUAAUGCUAAUGUUCAGGAAGCAAAAAUUAAAGCAGAAUAUUUUUUGGAACAGUUAAAUGAUUUAUCUUCAGAUUUAGAAGGAUACCGUGCUUCACGACAUUUUUGCAUUCAAUUACAAUUAGAUAUUGAAAAAUUCAAACAUACUUUUCCAAUAAUUGAAAUACUUUCAAGUAAUCGUUUCCAAGAACGUCAUUGGAUUAAAAUAUCAGAUAUCAUUAAUAUAGAUUUUUCUCAAUAUAUCAAUGCAACAGUCAAAGAAAUUUGUAAUCUAAAUCUUUAUAAUUUUGUUCAAUUUUUGAAACCAAUAAGUUUUGUUGCUGAACGUGAAGGAAUUGUAAAUGAUCAACUUGUUAAAUUAAAUAAUUUUUGGUCAACACAAACUAUUUCUCUUGAAAUGAAUAGUUUUUGGAAAUUGAGUUUACCUUCUAAUUUAAAUUUUAUAAUAUCAACAGUUACUAAGGAUAUUUCAAUUUUGGAAUCAUUUAUAAAAAAUGAAAAACUUGAUUCAGAUUUAAAUUCACCAUUCAAUAUAGAAACUAAAUUAUGGUUCAAACAAUUAUCAGAUGUUUUAGAUAUUGCAACUAAAUGGAGGUUAUGUCUAACCAGGUGGAAAACACUUGCUCCAGUUAUUAAACAUAAUGUUAAAGUGUUGCAUAAAGAAUUUCAUGAAUUUAGAAUAUGUGCAAAAUAUUUUAAACUUCUUGAAAAGCUUGUAAAAGAAGAUCCUUUAGUAUUAAAAUUUAAAGAUGGCAAACAUGUUAAAUGUUGGAUUGAUUUAGCACAAAAACAUUUAUUUGAAUUAAUGGUAAGAUUCAAGAAAUUUUUAGAGGAGAUAAGAAAAUCUUCCAUAAGAUUAAGUUUGAUAUCUGUUAUGGAUUUACUUACAUUAUUGCAAGAUGAACCAAUUGAAGGAUUUUUGGAAAGAGUUAGAAAAUUAUGUUUUUAUAAUACAAAAGAAAUUAAACUUGUAUCAAAUGGUAAAUAUUUAUUAGUUAAAAGUUUAGAUGAUCAAGAAAUACUUAUUAAUCGUGAUGAAGUUAAACUUGAUGAAAAUAAUACAAAUUUACCUUUAGUUGAAAAAAUACUUAAACUUGAACAGGCAAUUAAUAACAAAAUUUGUGAAUUAGCUUACAACUUUUCAAAUAAAACUGAUAGUCGGAGUAUUAUGUCAAAUAUGGAGGAGGAAAGAUACAUUCCAAGAUUAUCAAAAAUUUUAUAUUAUCGUUAUAGUAAAAAAAGUAGUAGUGAAUCAUCAUUUAAUUAUCUAUUAACAGAUCGUAAUCAUUUUAAAUUGUUAAGUAAAGGUGAUAGAAAAGAAAUUUCAGCAAUAAUUAAUUUUAUUCCUACUCUUAACUAUGAAAAAAAACAUUUGAAUAUUUCUUUAAAUUUUGCUUCUAAUUGGAGUCAAGGUAAAGUACCUAUAAUAAGAGGUAAUUGUUAUAGUGGAAGACUGUUUGCUGAACAGUUACAGUUUCUAACUUUCUCUGAAUUACAUUUUGUAAAUUGUCAUAAGUUUAUAACAGAAGAUGCAAUUAAUCAUAUGUUAGGAGCUCUUAAACAACAUUCAAUUCUUUUAAUUUUAGAAAAUUAUGAACAAUUAAUGCCUAAUGUUCGUUCAUUACUUUUUAGUAGAAUUAAUAAACUUCUUUCUAAUGAACCUUGUCCUAAUCUUAUUCUUAUAUCUUUAUAUCCAACAAAAGAAGAGAGUUUUAUUCAAAAUCAUUGUUUUGUUGAAUUAACAAAUAUUGGAGAUCAAUUACAUGGUAAUCGUGAAAACACUAAUUCUACUUCUUUAAAAACAAGAAAUAGUUCUUCUCAAUUAAAUUCAAAUGCAGAAAUAUCUAUUUCACAAGAUGUUAUCCAAACACCUACAUCUGCUAGAAGAUUAUCAUCAUUUAGUAUAACAAAUGUACCAAGAUAUUCUAUAACUUCAAUUAAAUCUCCAAAAUCUGUUGCUGAGAGUCUUUCAAGUUUUCUUAAACCAUCAAAUUCAGAAACUACAAAAUUUUUAGGAAUGAGAUUAAGUAAUUCUUCUAAAAUUUUACAACGUAGACGUAGUACAAGUUCAGCAAGUCAUACUUCUAAUGAUUCUAAAAUAUCAUCUUUUCAAGAUAUCAAUUCACAAUUAGUAGAUGGUACUUUGAUUGGUAAAGAAAAUUGUAUUGCUUUUAUUGGUCAAGGAUCUAAAUCAACAUUAAAAGAAAUGAUGAAAAAUGAAGAUUAUUUAUGUAAAUGGAUUUAUUUUGAUGCAAUGUCUCCUUAUCAACUUUUACAUUCAUGUUCUGAAUUUGGUGAACCAGCUGAGGGUUAUUUACUAAAAACAAUAAAUUCUAUUCAAAAUUCAUCUUUAACAAAAAAUAAAUUUUUAAUUUUUUGUGGAAGUAGAAAUUUUACUGAAAAUUUUCCUUUUUUUAGUUCUCUUUUUACAAAAAAUAUAACUUUACAUAAUGAAAAAGAGAGAAAUACUAUAUCAGAAGGUUCACUUGAAGAUAUAUCUAUUUCUUCAAAUAAUAAUGAAAUUAAAAAUUAUAUCAUUCCCGGUCCAUAUUUAACAUUACCUGAUGGCUCAAAUUAUCUUAUAUCAAACAACUUAAAAAUAUUUCUUUGUUUACCAGGAACCAGUGAUAUAAAUAAAAGUGAUAUUGAUUGGGUUAAAAGAUGUGGUGUACAAACAAUAUCAUUACAAGGAUUAACUUAUCAAACAUUAUCUGAUUCAUGGAUUGAAUAUGUAUCAAAGAUUAAUGAAUUUAUCAAUUUUCCUGAACAUAUGGAGAUUAUUGCUUCAACAUUUGAAUUUAUCAUUCAACCAAUAUGGAAUUUUGUUAAUCCUCCUCACUAUGUUUGUCCUUCUUUACUUAUGGAAUAUAUUAUAAAAGAUUUAAUUGAAAAUAUUAAAAGUAUUACAUCAUCAAAUUAUGGUGAAGUUUUACGGUGGACAAUAACAUCAGUUGGUGUAAAUUUUAUAAUAAUUUAUUAUUCAUCUGAUAAUGAUAUUGAAUUAUUUAACAAACAAAUGACUAUUUAUGGAGAUGAAGCUGAAAAUAAUUUUAUGAUUGGUGUACCAUUACCAAAUAAUAUUAGUGAUUUUAAAUUAAGUCAAUUAGAAUUUUGUAAAUGGAUUGAAUGGAAAAAUGAAAUUACCUUUAAAAGUAUACUAGAUAAAGAAUUAAGUUUAUCAGAAAUUAUAAUAACAUAUCCACAUUUUGAUCGUCUUUUAACAUAUGCUUUAAGAGCAUUCAAGUCAAUGAAUAAACAUUUAUUAAUACAUGGACCAAAAGGAUGUGGUAAAACAACUUUUGUUAAAAGAUUUAUUAAAUAUUUUGAAGAAGAUUCAAUUAAAUAUAAUAUAAUAUGGUUAAAUACAACUGAUCGUUUAAACUUAACAAAAGUUCAAUCUAAAUUUUAUGGUGUUAUUGAUGAAAUGGAAAAAAAUUUUGAUAGUCAUGAAACAAUAUUUAUUAUAGAUAAUUUUACAUUUGAAGAAUAUAUUAUUUCAUUAGUAGAAUUAUUUUUAGAUCAACAUACAACUGUUUUGGUAAAUGGAUCAACUAAAAAGUGUCAUAUUGCAGAAAAAGUUAAAUUUAUUAUUAUAUUACAAAAUAAAAAUGAUAUAUCUACCAUCAAGAAAUAUGAUAUAAUUUACGAAUUAUUUUAUAUUAUACCUUUAUAUUUUUUAAGAGAAAAGGAAAUUGAACAGAUUGUAGAGGAGGUAUUUGAUUGGCAUCUUAAUAUACGAUCUUUUUCCUCAGAAUACCAAUCUUUGGUUUGUUCAUUAACAAAAACUUUUACUGAAAUUUUACCAACAAAAAAAUAUAUGUUAUCUAUGGCAAUAAAAAUUCUUAAAGGUACUAUGUUUUCUUGGCCUGAAACAACACCUGAUUUUGAUUCAUUUUGUCGUUUAUGGGUACAUGAAACUCUUCGUGUUUGUUAUGAUAAACUUAAUAAUCAAAAAGAUAAAGAUAAUUUAUUAUUAAAAAUUGAAAAAUCAUUAAAAAAACAUUGUCAAAGUUCUUUUGAAAUUUUAUUUAAAAAAGAAGAUGAAAUUGAAGAUAUUAGUAUGGAUGAAUUUACAGGAUUAAAAGAUGAUGAACAUGUACCAUUUUUGACAACAUAUCAAGAAAAAAAUGAAAAUUUAAAAGUAUCAAAAAAUUUUAGAGUUAGUGAAUUAUUAUUUACAGAAGUUUGUAAUGGAAUUGAUGUAAUUGAGGGAAUACCUUAUGGUCUUCUUUAUAAUUUAGGAGAUUUUACCAGUCAUAUGAGUAAUUUAGUUUAUGAAUUAUAUCGAUCAAAUGAUAUUAAAAAACCUAUGAAUUUAAUUAUUACUGAUUACAUAGCAAAUCAAUGUCAAAGAAUAAUGAGAAUUUGUAGAAUGUCUAAUGAACAUAUGGCUUUUGUUGGAGAAAGAGGAUCUGGAAGAAGAAAUUGUGUCAAAUUAGCUAAUAUUGCUUUAGUUGGACAUAUUGAACAUGUUUAUUUAUCAACAUUAUCAAUUGAAGCAUUUGAAGAAUCAUGGAGAAUUUGUAUAACAAAAUGUAUUGAAAGUAUAGCAUCAACAAAUGUUAUCAUUACAUUAUUAUUUUAUUUUGAUGACGAUGAUAUACCAAAUAUAUCAUAUCAUUCUUUUUUAAUGUUAAAACAAUGGUUUGAAACAUAUGAUAUUAUGGAAUUUAUUACUGAUGAUAUACUUUUAAAACUAGGAGAAAAAAUUAUAGAAUCAGAAAAAGGUCUUGCAACACAAGAACAAGCAAAUAAUAUAAGAUUACCAGGUCAAAGAAAAUGUAAUUUUUUACCAGUAGAAGCUAUAAAAGAUACUAAAACAUUAAAAUAUAUAUUGUCACAAAGAUUUUCAGACUUUGUUCAUGCUAUAUUUUUAAUACCACCAGGCAGUGAAAGAUAUUUUAAAUGGUGUACUAUAAAUCAUUUUUCUUAUUUAAAACCAAAAGAUAUUAAUGUUAUCAUUGAAAAACAAUUACAAGAUCUAAUAGAAAAACCAAAUGAAGAGGAAUUAAAUACUUUAGUUAACGUUAUAUUUAAAAUAUGUUUUAAUACUGAAGAAUUAGUUAAUAAUAUUCAUAUGACAUCAUUGAAAAAAAUUUUUAAUAUACCAACAAGAUCAAAUUUUCAAGUAGCAUCAAAUUUUGUUCAAAUAUUUAAUAAAAAAUAUACAAAAUUAUAUACAAAAUAUAAAGAAUUUUGUAUUGCUAUAUCAACAUUAAAUAUGAUAAAUGAACUUUCACAAAUUGGUGGAAAUAUUGAUAAUAAUGAUUUGGCAAAAGAUUUAGAUAAUGAAGAGUUAUCUUAUUUAAUGUUAUCUAAAGAAAGAAAUAAAAAAAGAGUAGAGUAUGAUGAAAUUAAAAAAAAUUUAGAAAAUAUUGAAAAUGAUAAAAAUUUAUCAUUAAAGGAAACUUUUAGUCAUCAAAAAAUUUUAAAAGAAAAAAUUGAAAAACCAUUAAUUCAAGUAGAUAAUAUCAAAAAAAAUUUACUAUCAAUUGACUAUGAAGAAUUUAGAAAAUUAAGUUUUAUCAAAAAACCAUCUGCUAUAAUACGUGAUGUAGUUGAUGGUGUAAGAAUAUUACUACAACCAUCUUACAAACCAACCAAAAAUACUAUUCAAAAUUGGAACUCAUGUCAACCAUUUUUAAGAAGUAAAAGUUUGAUUGACAAAUUAUGUAAUUUUAACACAGCUGUCGUUGAUGAUAAAUUACUUGGGAGUUUAAAAAGAUACACUAAAUUCAAUAUUUAUCGUGUUAAUCAAAUAGUUGAUGAGAGUAAGUUAGCAUUUUAUCUUUGUAAAUGGUUAUUGGCUACUAUUACACUAAUUGAAACAGAAAGAAAUUUAGUUGACAAUAAAAAAAUUAUCCUUCAAAUGGAUGAAAAAAUAAAAACAUUAGAUGAUAAAAUAAUUUAUUACCAAAAAAAGAAAGAAACUAUAUUUAAAAAAUUACAAUAUCUUGAAAAUGAGACUAAAGCAUGUGAGUAUGAGGUAUCAAGAUUGAGAAAACAACUUGAUUAUCGUGUUAGAGGUUCAAAAAUCAUUAAUAAUGUUUAUUUUUUAAUAAAUAAUUGGAAAGAAAAAUUAUCUUUAGUCUCAGAUAUGUUAAAAAAUCUUAAAGGAAAUUCUAUUCUUUAUUCCUCUUUUCGUGUAUUAACAUCAUUUCUUGGAAGUGAUAUCAAGUUACGUGCAUUAAAUAUAUGGAAAAGUAUACUUAGAGAUCAUGGUAUAUCUUUUAAUGAAACUUCUACAGAUAUUGAUUAUUUUUUAAAAGAAGCUUUCAUUGAUACCUCCUGGAAGAUGGAAUGGCCAUUAAUUUGCCCAGAAACAUCUAAAAAAGAUAAUUUAUUUAUAAUAAAACAAACAGAUUUAUUAAAAAGUAAAAUUUUAAAAUUUUAUCCUCAAUCAGUAGUAAUUGAUUUUUUAUUACUUAAUCAAAAUAAUAACAAUAAUAGUAAUGAUUAUGUUAAUGAUAAAAAAAUAUAUAACAAUGAUGAUUGUAAAAUACAACUAGAUAAUGGUAAUAAAAAAAUACAACAAACUGAUAUAAGUAAUAAAAUUGAGUUAGAGAAAUUAUGGAUGAAUAAGUCACUUCUUAUGAAUACAUUAAAAGCAUUACGUAAUGGAAAUGAAUUAAUUUUUGUGAAUAUUCCAUGUAUACCCCCAAUAUAUUGGAUGCAUCUAAUUGAAAGAGAAAUUGAUGUUUCUAUUCCACAGGAUGAUCUUAAAAAGAAUGAAGAGGAUGGAAAAAAUAAUUUUAACCCAUCAAUUGAAAUUAUUUUACAAUUCAAUGGGAAUAAAAUAUUAGUUAACAAAAAUUUUAAAUUAUUUAUGAUUUCUGAAAAAGAUAUUAGUUCUAUUGAAUUGUCAUUUUUAAGAAAAGUAUGGCCAUUAACAUUAAAUGAAGGUAUGGAUUUACAACAAAGUUCUAGUUAUAUAUUAGAUGAGGAAGUUGUUGAAAAUUUGUCCUCUGAAAGUGAGACUUUUCUUUUAAGGAAAAUGACUGAUUAUAGUGCUAAUGAUAUUCUUGAAUCUCAAGAUUUAACUGAUCAAAUAAUUCACCAUGGACGUACAUUUACUUUCUCACAACAUAGUAGAACAUUUUAA
Strongyloides ratti is the source of this 9126-nucleotide messenger RNA. RefSeq names its product Dynein heavy chain, domain-2 and P-loop containing nucleoside triphosphate hydrolase domain-containing protein. Gene Ontology annotation, biological process: microtubule-based movement. The coding region runs from base 1 to 9126 and encodes 3041 amino acids. The transcript has 5 exons. Lineage: Eukaryota; Metazoa; Nematoda; Chromadorea; Rhabditida; Strongyloididae. The record is from RefSeq and is a predicted model, not a curated record. Gene Ontology annotation, molecular function: minus-end-directed microtubule motor activity; dynein intermediate chain binding; dynein light intermediate chain binding. Gene Ontology annotation, cellular component: dynein complex.